AAAAUAGCAGCCCUUUUCAGCUGCCCGCCGGAGUCCUCCAGGGCGGAGCAGAGGGGACCCAAAUUCACGAGGGGAGCAAGAGAAAACCCACAGCGUGGGAGCCUGGAGAGCUUCUGGAGGUCUUGCCCCCUCAAGAAUCUAAGUUUGCUUUUGUUUUAGUUUUAGUUUUUGCUGUUUUUGUUGAGAAGCUGGAGUUUUCCAAUUUCUUAUUCUGUUUAAGAGUAAACCAGUGGAUUGAAGAUGAGGCUAAAUAUUGCCAUCUUUUUUGGGGCCCUCUUUGGAGCUUUAGGGGUUUUACUCUUUCUGGUGGCUUUUGGAUCAGAUUACUGGCUUCUUGCGACUGAGGUGGAGAGGUGCUCAGAUGAACAGCAUAUAGCAAAUAUCACCUUCUACCAUGAAGGAUUCUUCUGGAGAUGCUGGUUUAGCGGGGUCAUGGAGGAAAAUGAUUCCAGUACCUACAAGUUCUGGUAUACCAAUCAGCCACCGUUUAAGAACUGCACCCAUGCCUACCUGUCCCCGUACCCCUUCACGUGGGGCCAGCACAACUCCACUGCCUAUGACUCUGCAGUCAUUUACCGUGGCUUCUGGGCGGUGCUGAUGCUCCUCGGAGUGGUGGCCGUGGUGAGCGCCAGUUUCCUGAUCAUCUGCGCGGCUCCCUUCUCCAGCCACUUGCUCUACAAAGCUGGUGGGGGCUCCUACGUUGCUGCAGGGGUCCUGUUUGUUGCCGUGGUGCUGCUGUUUGUCAUCUGGGUCCAGCUGGUGGCUGACUUGGAGAGCUACCGGAUCGAGAAGCUGAAGGAUUGUCUGGAGUUCACCCCGUCCAUGCUCUUCGGCUGGUCUUUCUUCGUGGCCCCGGCAGGGAUAUUCUUUUCUCUGCUGGCCGGCUUGCUCUUUUUAGUGGUUGGACGGCACAUUCAGUUACACCACUAAACAAACUGAGGCCCGCGCAUUUUCUAGAAGGAUUUUAAAACACAGCCUAUUUUUUUUUUAAUUUUGUUUUAGAGAUAUGAGUAUGAAAUUAGUGGGUAUACCUUCCUACUUGGUUUUUGGAAUGAAGUCUUGCACCUGUGACGUCCUCUGAUGGUUACGUGUUAGAAUUUCUCCUGAACCUACAUGUUCCCAUCUUAUCUAAGUGCUAUUUCCCCAUUUCUCCAGGAAACAGUACCUUAGUUUCUCUUCAUGGCACAUUUUGGAGUCCAGGCAGGUUGUAAAGGCCCAGUAAUACCAGACCAUUACUUAAGGCAAAUCAAGAUAUGGUUUAAAGUUGCCUUUUUUGGCAUUUGAUUCUGCUGUUAAUUUAAAAACAAAAUCUUGGAGAAAAAUUAAGAACGAAAACAUGUUGCCUGAGGAUUUCUUUUAGUUCUCCUCUACUCACAUACCUACCCACAAAGGCAUUCAGUGACUCCUGUUAGCAAAUGAGUCACCCCUGAAACACAGACAACAGUUAUUCUUGUUAGCAGCAAUGACAGACGUCUAAGUUAACAUGGCCCUCAGUAAUAAGCCAAAAACGUGUAUUUUAUGUUUCCUUACCAACACUAAUUUGCUUGCCUAUUUCAUCCUCUUAAUUGUGCAUGUUCAAACAAACUUUAAACUACACUUAAAACUGGCAGAUCUGUAUGCCAAAUUUUACAUAAAACAAGUAUAGAUUUUAUAAAUUUAAAGUGGGUUCAUUAUAUAAUGUGAUAUGGCUGAAAAUAUGUAAAAAUCAAGCACCUCAAUUCAGGACAUAAUUCUAGCUGAUAUUUUGAAAUUCCCAUUUAAAAAUUAUAUUAAGGCGUUUGACAUGUGAAAAUUUCCUGAUGAACGGUGCUUUUAAGAUUCUCCACCUAUGAAGUUUUGAAAGACUUUCAUAUGAGGGUUAGAAUAGUCUUGCUUUUUGAAUAGACCAUAAAAUAUUAACUCUCUCCCAAGACUUUAUAGGUACUGGUUCUUCUGAUCAUUUUAUGUCUUUAACAAUUGGCCUUCAAUUGCUUCUUCUUUACAAUAGGCAUAUUAACAAUUACAGAUCUGCAAUUUCCUUUAACCUCCUAGAAGGGAAGAUUUUCUUUUUUAUCUUUUUGGCAAGGUAAAAUAAUUCUUUACUGUUCGCUAGCACAGACAUGUUACAAGAAAUUCCGCUGGCAUGAAUGGUGAUUGAAAUCAAGCCCAUCUAAGAGAUGGAGGUAUUUGUGUUCUGGAAGCUUCCAUCAUGGCAAAGGUUGUUGUCAGUGAAAGAAUGACAACUCAGCAGAAGGUACGAGUUUUGUUGGAGGCCCCUCUGUUUCUUUCGAGAGCUGGGGAAAAGGAAAGGCAGAACUCAGAGGCAGAGGUGGACCUCCCAGGGGCUCUGGCAGGAAGGCAGUGGCUUCCUGCCCACCUGUGUCCCCUGGGAAGCUCACCCAAACCUUCUUUAGGAACUUUCUCUUUAUCCUGAAGUGGAAGAGGCCCUAGAAGUGACUGCAGAAUUCUAAGAACAUUUUAUUGAUUGUUAAGGCUUAUUGGUAACAAUGAGAAGAAGAAUUUUCUAAAAGCUCCAGACUUUAGCUGGAUUCUUAAGUCAUUUCAGUGAUUAUCACAAAUGUUUUUGUUGUACUUUUCUUUUGUCUUCUUUGGUUUCAUUUUUAUAUUGCUUUAUUUACUUUUUUGCUUUUUCAGCUUGAUUAUCAGAAAAAAAUUCUGAUAGGUUCUGUUACGCAUUUGCACUGUGUUAGGCGGUCAUGGCAUGCUUAUAUGUGUUUGAUUAGUAGUGAUUUUCGUGUCAUCUGAAAAUGUAAUUCCUGUUCUUAGGACAUUGGAAUGGAACCUUUUCUGGAGUAUUUUAUGUCAUUUCAAUUUCAUAUACAAGUGCUUUGCUUUUAGUAAAGGUUUGAGUAUUUAUAAA
Molecule: messenger RNA, 2860 nt
Organism: Cavia porcellus (domestic guinea pig)
Lineage: Eukaryota; Metazoa; Chordata; Mammalia; Rodentia; Caviidae
Gene: Tmem182
Product: transmembrane protein 182
Exons: 5
Coding region: 241-930 (229 amino acids)
Cellular component (GO): membrane
Source: RefSeq, a predicted model, not a curated record